AUGAGUAUGCCGACAUAUGAUACCGGUCCUGAACAGUUUCAGCAGUUUCCAUCGAACAGGAUUAUAGUAAUACAUCCUGGCUCGCUCUAUGUGAGAAUAGGACGAGCUUCUGACUUGCUUCCAGUCAAACAACUUCAUUGUAUUGCGAGAAAACGACGGCCGGGAGGGAAAAUAUAUCGUGAUCCAUUUAUACCACCAAGUGUUCCUAAAACCAAAGAACUCAUUGAAGAAUUGGAAGAAUGCCGCCUGCAGAUAUCUCACACCCUUCAAUCCUGUAUGCAAUCGAAUGGUGCUCGUCGCUAUGCAACGCCGCCCCAGCAAAUCGCCGCCUUUAACAGACGAUCUUUACCGGAAACCCUCAAUGAUGGAGAGCUAUGGCCUCAAGUGGAAUGUGAUGUCGUAGUUGGUGAUGUAGUGCUCGACAUCGAUCCAAAAUUACCCUAUAAUAUACAUUUUCCCUUCAGAAGAGGUGAUUUUAACUUGCACUCUGAAGUAGGAGGCUCUAUUUCCUCAGUAUUAAAUGAUUUAUACACUAUAUGGAGUUACAUAAUUGAGUUCAAAUUGGGUAUACCUCUUAUAGAGCUUGUUAAAUACCGUUGUGUACUAUUAAUACCAGAUAUUUAUUCAAGAAGCCAUCUCAAGUGUCUGACGUCGUUAUUGUUAAAAGACCUGGGUUUCGGACACUGUUUUCUUGUGCAAGAAAGUGUUGGUGCCACAUUCGGAGCAGGUAUUGGGUCGGCCUGUGUAGUGGACAUAGGUGAUCAAAAGACGGCAAUAUCUUGCGUGGAAGAUGGUAUAUCACAUAAAACUACAAGAUUAAGAAUGGAUUAUGGAGCUGGAGAUGUUUGUCAAGCGUUAUCUUGGAUGUUCCAUAAAAGUGCAUUUCCAUACAAAAAUUGGACAGAAAAUGUACCGAGAGAUGUUAUCUUAAUGCGCAAUCUUUAUCAAGAUUUUUGUCAUGUAAAUUUAGAUGUAUGUGGACCUCAGGAGAAGACUUUUCUGGUUGAUCAUCCUGGAGAACCAGUCAACAAAUACACAUUACAAGUAGGAGAUGAAUGCAUCAUAUCGCCACUUUCAUUAUUCUAUACGGAUUUAUUAAAAAUAACCGGCACUAAGAUGACGAAAAUACAAAAUCGACAGCCGAGUGAUGCCGAAGAUCCUUUUGACGCUGAAUUUCUCAGAGAGACUGGUAGAAAACGCGAAACUGCUGAUCCGACAGCAAAUGAAAGCCAGAAUUUUGAAGCUGCUAAUGAAACUCAACCGAGUAUCAACCCUGACGAGGAUAUAGUUGUUGAUACUUUAGAGACGGGUCCAGGAGAAAUCGUAGCAUUAGCUCCUGGCCAGGUUUUGAGCUUGGACGCUGCAAUAUUACAAAGCAUAGACCGAUGUACCAGCGAGGAAUUGAAACGUAAAAUGUAUAGCAGCAUAUUGAUUGUCGGUGGAGGGGUUAAAGUUCAUGGGUUAAACAUAUGGCUACAGAACCGUCUAGCACUCCAAAUUCCCUACACAUAUAAAACAGAACAAUUAGAAAUCGUGACAUCACCUAAGGACAUAGAUCCCGCUAGUACUGUAUGGAAAGGGGCGGCAGUGAUGUCUUGUUUGGAGUCAGCUAUUGAAUUAUGGAUAAAUCAGAGUGAAUGGAGUCGAUAUGGACUGAAGAUAUUAAGGGAAAGAGCACCAUUUAUUUGGUGA
Danaus chrysippus (African queen) is the source of this 1692-nucleotide messenger RNA. The record is from the annotation of a GenBank genome assembly. Lineage: Eukaryota; Metazoa; Arthropoda; Insecta; Lepidoptera; Nymphalidae.